Molecule: messenger RNA, 1258 nt
Organism: Saccostrea cuccullata (small rock oyster)
Lineage: Eukaryota; Metazoa; Mollusca; Bivalvia; Ostreida; Ostreidae
Exons: 3
Coding region: 609-1031 (140 amino acids)
Source: RefSeq, a predicted model, not a curated record
UACCUCAUUUAAAUAAACACUACUAAAAUAAAAUCUGAUUGGCUGAGAAGGUCACAUGACCGUCGUGUUUUCCCUGCAGCAAAACGUCGUGUUCCACCUCUUCGGAUAUCUCUUGUUUCACUUUCGUUUCCGGUUAAAUGAACAAAACCGAAAAGUUCCGAAUAAAUCCGAUGAUAACAAACAUGGCAAGGUUUCACCAGCCUGUCAGUGAGGAUUACGCAUUAUUAAUGAACGAAAAGGACGCUAUCAACACAAAAAAGCUAAAAAAGUGGCAGUAAAAUGUCUCCGUGACGUUUUGGCAGAAUGCCCUGAUUUGACAACGGAUUUUGAGGAUUUUCUCGUAGAAGACUGAAACAAAGCGUUGAAAUCCUUUUAUGUCGGUGCAAGAAAAACGUCAAGAGAGCUUUUCAAGAAAAGUGCAUUACAGAACAAUCGGUAUGGGUUAAAACGUUUUUUGAAAGAGAAAAGAAACAUCGACAUUGUGAAAGACUCAGAAUUCAAUGAAAGUAACGGAAUAUUUAAAGCAGUUUCUACAGAUUUGAAAAGAAAAGGGCUUUGGGGAAUUGAUCACCACCCUCCCGGCAAUAUCUGAGAAAGAUCUCCAGAAAAUGUACAGCGUCGACACCCCAGUAUUUGAUACCAAUACUUCAGAUGGAUUACAGAGAAAAUUUUGGUUUAAAAUAACUCUGUACCUAUGCAGAAGAGGCAGAGAAAAUUUGAGGUCCAUGACUAAAGACACAUUCAAGAUAGCCAGAGAUGACGUUGGUAGACAGUAUGUGUAUCAGUCCAUUGACGAGUUGGAUAAGAAUCACAGAGCAGAUGCAGCAGGGAGUGUAACAGAUGGGCGAAUAUACGAGUUACCAGGAAACAAGAACUGCCCUGUGUUUUCAUUUCAAAAGUAUUUAUCCAAGUUAAAUCCCAAUAAGAGUGAUCUAUGGCAGAGACCCCGAGAUUCAUUCGACCCUGAUGCGGAUGUAUGGUAUGUAAACGCAUCUGUAGGGAAAAAUUCCUUGGCCAUGGGCGACAUAUAAUGAAAGUUUCCGGCCAUAAGUCUGAGACCUCACUCAAAUCAUACUCCCACUUUAUAAGUGACGGAAAGAAGAGGGAAAUAUCAGAAACCCUUAGUGCAGCCCUCGGACACCAACAUACAACACAGGAAAACGUAAUCCCAGAAACAGUCACGGAAAAUCUUAGUGAUCUAGCCAGUGUUUUUGCAGAGGACUUUGAACUUGAUCCUCUCGAUAAUCUUCAGUCGAAU